Molecule: messenger RNA, 492 nt
Organism: Nerophis lumbriciformis (worm pipefish)
Lineage: Eukaryota; Metazoa; Chordata; Actinopteri; Syngnathiformes; Syngnathidae
Source: RefSeq, a predicted model, not a curated record
AUAAUGGCCAAUGUCAAGAGGACCCUGAGCUUCGCGGGGCGAGGCCCCACACGGAGGAGCCUGUUCGGCCCAGUUGACAGAGAGCAGCUGCAGGCAGACUACCAGGAUGCUUUGAGGAGAGACCUGGAGGACGCGUCGCGGCGAUGGAGUUUCGACUUCGUGUCCGACCAGCCACUGGCUAGCGGCCAUUUUCAGUGGGAGGGUGUUCCGGUCGCCACGGUGCCGCUGCUCUACAGAACCCGUAUGUUGGGGAAGGCGGUUGAUCAAAGGGUGACAGAGGUGACGGUCAGCCACAAGAGAUCCAGGACUGCAUCAUCAGAAUGCGAGAAGGAGAAUGUCCCUGAAAGCAAACCGGAUAAAUGUUCUUUCAAUAUGGAGAAAACGCCAAAGAAGAAAGAGAACACUGGACUCAAGAGGAAACAAACUAAUAUUACAGAUUUCUAUCAGGCCAAGAGAAGAGUGGUCGGGAUGUCGCUUAAAUCCGACAAGUGA